GACACUGAGAGAGCCAAUGAUUGCGAAAUACAGGGCUGGAUAAUAAUACACAAAACCUCAGUUGAUCAAAAUCCCAUGUCAGAGCAGGCAAAGAAAUAGAAGCGGCACCAUGAAGUGCCCUGUUGUUUCAAUGCUGAUCCUGAUCUUGACUGUGGAAACAGAGUGCUCAUCGGAAAACAGAUUCUUCAUCUCAGCCCCAAAUGUGUUUCAUGUGGGAGUUAAUGAGAAAGUGUUUGUCCAGAUGGGAGAGCCUCAUCUUAACAGUCCGAUCACCCUCCACUUGGAGCAUGAGAGUACCAGGACUGUUGUGUCCAGAAAAGAAAUUGUGUUUUGCAAUGACGAACGGGACAUCAAAACGGCUCAGCUCAUGAUAAACAAGGAAAUUAUGUCCAGAUUCCAACCUCCAAAACAUCAACCUCCCUACCUUUUGCUGGUGGCAGAGAGCCCAUCGUUCCCUGGCAGGAAGUCAACAAAGGUCCUGGUAUCAAAACACAGGGGCUAUAUCUUCAUUCAGACUAAUCAGCCAAUCUAUAACCCAACACAGAAAGUGAGUUACAGGAUAUUCACUCUUGACCACACGCUCAGGCCUCACGAGGAAGCGUUCCACAUAUCAGUAUUUAAUGCAGCUGGAAACAGAAUAAUGAAGUCCUUCAAGACUGCAAAGGGAGGAAUUAACGUUGGCACAUUUGCUAUACCUGAUGUUUCUAAAAUGGGCACAUGGAAGAUUACAGCUCACUAUGAGGACGAUGAAGCAAAUGCUGUUUCGCGAGAGUUUAAAGUCCAAACAUUUGUUUUACCGAGUUUUGAGGUGAACAUCAACAUGAAGCAGAGCUAUAUUUUGAUGAAUGAGGAAGAGAUUGUCCUCACCAUCUCAGCCAUGUACACCAAUGGCGACAAUGUUAAAGGAGCUUACCACUUCAAAUUUGGGGUGGUUGAUAAAGUCGGACCCCGUGGACAAAUAAUAAAGCCUGUCUUUAUCGAUGGGCUGGAGCUGACUGGUUCGGUCCAGAGUGGAACAGCCUUAAUUUCUCUCUCUGCGGCAAAGAUAAAUGAUCGACUGCAAAACCAGCUGAAUCUAACUCUCUCUGACUUACAGCAACACGGGGCGAAAGUCUUUUUGGGAGUAUUUGUCACCAACAUAAAAAGUGGUGAAAUGCAAGAGGCCCAAGUUUAUCUUCCUGUCCUCUCCCACAAAUACACAAUGGAUCUCUCUCGAACUCGCUCACACUUCAUUCCCGGAUACCCACUGGAUGUGGUGGUGAUCAUGCGUCUCCCAGAUGGCUCUCCAGCAAUUGGUGUGCCAGUAAGGAUUGUUAUACCAGGAUCUUCAGAGAAAUCACUGGAAGCCACUACUGACCAGGAGGGGGCAGUGUUUCAUUCCUUUAAUAUUCACUCUUCAGCUCCAAUUACUCUUGAAGUGACCGCAGAUGGCCUGCAGGAGAGGAAAAUAAUUAAACCUGCUUCAUCUCCAAGAGACACCUACCUCUACAUGAGUUUUACCAACAAGAUGUACUCUGUGAAUGAUUUACUUGCUGUGACAUACAACACAGUGAACGGCCCAAGCGAUGGGUUUAUAUACUACAUGGUCCGAAGCCGCGGCAUCCUAAUAAAAGAUGGAUCUCUCCGAAUUGGAAGUUCAGUUAAAAACAACCUGCUGAUAACGCCUGAUAUGGUUCCAUCCUUCCGUCUGAUAGGCUACUUCUACAACCAACACGGUGACAUCAUUGCUGACUCGGUGUGGGUAGAUGUCAGGGAUGAAUGUGAGAUAAAGGUCAAGGUUGAACAAAAAGGACUUUCUGAACCGGGAAGACCGUCAGUGCUGAAUUUUGAUUUGCAUGGUCAGAGAGCCAAAGUGGCUUUGCUUGCUGUGGAUAAGGCUUUCUACGCUCUCAAUACCGAUAAUAAACUCACAGCCAAACAGGUCUUUUCCUCUAUGCAGUCAUAUGACCUUGGUUGCUCAUAUGGUGGAGGAUCUAACCCAGCAUCUGUACUUACAGAUGCUGGUCUCUCAUUUGUGACUCAGUCCGAGUCAGACUGGAGAAGGGAUUUUCGCUGUGAUUCACGAUCUGCCCGACAAAGACGCUCUGUGGACCUUCAACAGGAAAUGAUAACCUUGAAAUCUAACUUUUCCGAUGAAAAACUUCAAGAGUGUUGUGGUCACGGGUUUGCUCUCAUCCCUAUGACACUGACAUGUCAGGAAAGAGCAAAGAGGGUCUCUCUGGUGCGAAAAAAUCUAGUUUGUGCAGAAGCCUUUUUAAAAUGCUGCCUUGAAGGAAUGCGUCUGAGACAAAAGAAGAUGCGAGAGGAUGCCAAGAGAGGAUUUGGCCGGACUGCAAGUGAAAUAGACAUUGAAGAAUUCUUCUUGGACACUGCUUCUCAGUACAUUCGAAGAUUUUUCCCUCCAAGCUUUGCAUUCACAGAAUUUGAAGUAAAUGGCAAACACAGGUAUACUUUGACUCUUCCUGAUUCCAUCACCACAUGGGAAAUUCAGGUCAUCACAUUGUCAGCAGCCAGUGGUUUCUGUGUAGUUGAACCGUCUGACGUCAAAGCAGUUAAGAGGACGUUUGUGUCCCUGAGACUGCCUUACUCAGUGAGAAAAUAUGAGCAAAUAUCCAUUUCACCUGUUAUCUACAACUAUGGCUUUGACAGACUGGAGGUGGCAGUUCAUAUGGAACAAACUGAAGGACUUUGCUCCCCUGGCUCAGCUACCACUACAGCCUAUGUCAACAUUACUGUGGAGCCAGAGUCUUCCCAGUUUGUCUCUUUCUCUGCUGUUCCCAUGGUAACUGGCUCCAUACCCAUCAAAAUACGUCUCUAUGACAUGGUUAAUGAGAUUGGAAUAGAUGCAGUAGAAAAGACUUUGAAUGUGUGGGAAGAAGGAUUUCAAAAGAGAGUAGAGGAAACCCGAGUGAUACAAUUAGAUGGGAAGAGCACAAAGACCUUCAAUAUUGAUGGAACUUUACCAGAUGAAGUCAUCCCAGGCUCCAGCACCAAUAUUUUCAUUUCGGCAGAAGAGAACGGAUUUCAUUUGCAAGCAAAAAACCUUCUUAAUCCCAAGAAGGUUGCUGGCCUAAUCGUAUUGCCCACAGGAUGUUUGGAGCAGACAAUGGUACGACUUGCCCCUACAGCUUCAGCCCUCCGCUACCUUGAUCUGAGUGAGCAAUGGUUUAACUUACCUGCUGGUGCCAGAGAUGAAGCUCUUGACAAGAUUACCCAAGGAUAUACAAGGAUUUUAAGCUACAAGAAAGGUGAUGGAUCUUAUGGAGCAUGGUAUUCAGUGCCAUCUAGUAAUUGGGUGACUGCGCUUGUAGUAAAAGUUCUGUCUUUGGUGGCACAGCGUCAGACAGGGGCUUUAGGACAGCAGGGCCAGAUAACUAGUGUUGUACCAGCAGAAGAGAUCAUGCACUCAGUCAGUUACCUGACCUCAGUGCAGAACACAGAUGGGUCUUUCACUGACCCACAUCCUGUGUUACACAGACAAGUCCUGAAAGGCAAAGACCAAGAAGCUUCCAUGACGGCUUUCAUAGUUCUCUCACUGCGCCUGUCCCUUCAAUUCCUGCGAAGCGAAGCACGAAAUGAUGUGGAAGCAAGCAUUUCAAAAUCAACAACGUAUCUCAUGUCAAACAUAGAGGAGCUUCAACAUCCAUAUGCUGUUGCCAUCACGGCCUACUGCCUCUCAGUUUGCCUGCCAGAGGGAACAGAUCUUUCACCUGUCUGGACAAAACUUCACACAAUGGCUACCGAAGGGAGGAAUGGCUGUUAUCUGUGGACGACAGACACUAGCCCAAAGAAUCAAGAGACGGCUGAUGGCAUCACAGUAGAGACUUCUGCGUACGCCCUCCUAACUGCAGUGGCACUUCAGCAUAGCCAGUGGGCAGACAAAGCGGCCUGCUGGUUGGUCACCCAGGAAAACUAUUUUGGAGGUUACAGAUCAUCACAGGAUACCAUCAUGGCACUUGAAGCCCUUGCUGAGUAUGAGCUGAAGAGGUCAGUCAGUCCCCAAACAAAUUUAAUAGCGGAGUUCACAGUUCCAACCAAGAGAGACAUUGUUAAGCUUACAGUGGGAAAUAAGGAGAAGGUGGAAGCAGACCUGAAGAAACUUGCAGGGAACAACAUUGUUAUGCAGUUGUCAGGAACAGGAGACAUCAAACUAAAAAUCGUAAAGGCUUUCCAUCUCCUGGAUCCCAAGGACGACUGUGACAAACUGUCGAUCAGUGUCUCAUUGGAAGGGAAAGUAGAGUACACGGCUAAGGUCAUAGAAACAUAUGAAUACUAUGACGACUAUGAUAACAAUGAGGAAAAAGAGUCGCAAGUGCCACAAUCAGCGGUUGAGGGGAUCAAUACUCCCACCCGAAGCAGGAGAGAUGUCGAUAACGCUGUGAAUUCAGACGAGACUGUCACCUACAUGGUCUGCGUCAGUCAUAGCCUGAACAACAAUCUCACGGGAAUGGCCAUUGCUGACAUCACACUUCUGAGUGGAUUUGAAGCUGUAAUUGAGGACCUGGACAGGCUAAAAAGGCUACCUGAGCAAUACAUCUCCCACUAUGAAGUCUCCUAUGGAAGGGUACUGAUCUACUUUAAUGAGCUCUAUGAACCAGAGGAAUGCAUUAGUUUUGAUGCUAUACAGAGAGUGCCUAUUGGCCUUCUGCAGCCUGCUCCAGCUGUGUUCUAUGACUAUUAUGAACCACAGCGAAAGUGUACUGUGUUCUACUCUGCUCCCCAAAGAAGCAAGGUGGUCUCCACACUGUGUUCGGAGGAUGUGUGCCAGUGUGCAGAAAGACCAUGUCAUAAACUAAAAAUGACGUUCAAAUCAGAAAGAAGUGGAAGAGUGACGAAGAAUGACCGGGUACAACAUGCUUGCUUCUUCCCUACGGUAGAUUACGCGUACAUUGUUGAAGUUCUCAGUGUUUCUACGAGGAGCAACUUUGAGAUAUACAACACCACAGUAACCGAGGUGCUUAGAUCACAUGGAGAUAUGCUUGUGAACGAAAAUUCUGCCCGAGUGUUUGCCAAGAGGCGUCAGUGCAAAGGGGAGUUACAUUUGGGAAAGCCGUAUCUCAUCAUGGGCAAAGAUGGCUCCACAACCGACUCAAAUGGAGUGAUGCAAUAUCUGCUGGAAUCAAACACCUGGGUUGAACAAAAGCCUUCGGAGGAAGAGUGUAAAAAAUCUGCCCACCAAGCCGCCUGCCGAGGGUUUUCUGCAUUCAUAAAUGAGUACAAGCUGGAUGGCUGCAAACAGUGAGACACACGGCAUAACAAACCUGAGAGCCUUUUUCUUACGGUUUGUGAUAUUUUACCUCUACAGUGCUUAUAAAUGAAGUCAUGAGGAGUCAUGGAAGCAGAGUAUAAAAGCAUCGACAAGUACUGACACAUUAUUGCUAAAUCAAACAGUAGGUGGAUGACUCAUUCAGUCUCCAGCAGUGUCAUUUGAGAAUUUACUGUGUAACUAUUAAUCAAACUUCAUGUGUAAAACAGUUACGAAUAAAAUAACAAAUCUG
Molecule: messenger RNA, 5498 nt
Organism: Scophthalmus maximus (turbot)
Lineage: Eukaryota; Metazoa; Chordata; Actinopteri; Pleuronectiformes; Scophthalmidae
Gene: c4b
Product: complement 4B (Chido blood group)
Exons: 41
Coding region: 110-5242 (1710 amino acids)
Biological process (GO): complement activation
Cellular component (GO): extracellular region
Molecular function (GO): endopeptidase inhibitor activity; protein binding
Source: RefSeq, a predicted model, not a curated record